Molecule: messenger RNA, 5941 nt
Organism: Centropristis striata (black sea bass)
Lineage: Eukaryota; Metazoa; Chordata; Actinopteri; Perciformes; Serranidae
Product: focal adhesion kinase 1-like
Exons: 36
Coding region: 177-4412 (1411 amino acids)
Biological process (GO): signal complex assembly; protein phosphorylation
Cellular component (GO): cytoskeleton; focal adhesion
Molecular function (GO): protein tyrosine kinase activity; ATP binding
Source: RefSeq, a predicted model, not a curated record
GAUAAAUCUAUUUUUUCCCUUUGCUUAUUAAAAAGAUAAUUUACCAGGAUUUUUCAUAGUUACAAAAAGCCAGGUUAGGAUCCGGUCCUAGUCCUAGGCUCUAUGCUGUUUUCGGGGCCCAGUAGGUUUGUCUGGGCUCUGUGGCCAGACCUUGAGCAGCCCCCCCAACAAAACAAAUGGAGAGCAGCGGCUGCAUCCCGCUCUGCUGGAGCAAGGGGGCCUGCAUCUACGCACAGCACCCUCUACCAAAAUAUGACGGCCAGUUAGCCCCAGCAGGAGCACCUGAGUCCGGCAUGGCGUCCUCUUCCUACUUGGAACCCAACCUCAAUCACUCCGCAGCAGGUGGUUGUGGGGUUAAAUCCCGGUCUGGGAUGCCUGGCGGUACCGGUGUCGGUACCAGCGGCUCUGCUGGAGGCCUUGAGCGUCCCUCGGGCUCCAUGGACCGGGUUCUGAAGAUCUUCCAUUAUUUUGAGACAAACAGCGAACCAUGUACUUGGGCGAGUAAUAUCAGGCAUGGAGAUGCUACAGACGUCAGGGGUGUCAUCCAGAAGAUAGCUGAGAUCCACAAAUUGCGCUGCGUGUCCUCCCUGGGCCUCCGUCUGAGCCAUCUGCACUCUGAUGCACUCCAUUGGUUACAUCCUGAUUUGGGCGUGUGUCACGUCAGGGAGAAAUAUGAGAAACAGCACCCCCAGGAGGAGUGGAGGUAUGAGUUGCGGAUGCGGUACCUUCCUAAAGGUUACCUCAGCCAUUUCUCUGAAGACAAACCCUCUCUUAACUACCUCUAUCACCAGGUAAAAAGUGACUACAUGCAACAUAUAGCUGACCAGGUGGAUCAAGAUGUUGCUCUAAAACUGGGCUGUUUGGAAAUUAGGAGGUUCUUCAGAGAGAUGCCAGGCAACGCCCUCGAUAAGAAAUCCAAUUAUGAACUACUAGAGAAAGACGUUGGUUUAAGAAGGUUCUUCCCCAAAAGCCUGCUGGACUCCCUCAAGGCGAAGACUCUUCGUAAACAGAUCCAGCAGACCUUUAAACAGUUUGCUAACCUCAAUGAUGAACAGAGCAUCCACAAGUUCUUUGAGAUAGUCUCUCCCAUCUACCGCUUUGACAAAGAGUGCUUCAAAUGUGCUUUGGGGUCUAGUUGGGUAAUAUCAGUAGAGUUAGCUAUCGGACCAGAAGAAGGAAUCAGCUACCUCACAGAUAAAGGCUCAAUGCCUACACACUUAGCUAACUUUAACCAGGUUCAGUCCAUCCAGUACUCUGCUUUGGAAGAGAAGGACAGGAAAGGCAUGUUGCAGCUCAACGUAGCAGGAGCUCCAGAGCCCCUCACAGUUACCACGGCAUCGCUGACUACGGCAGAAAACAUGGCGGACUUGAUUGACGGCUACUGUCGGCUCGUCUCCUUAGCUACUCACUCCUUCAUUGUCCGAGUCCACAAAGAGGGGGACAGAGCUCUGCCAUCCAUCCCCAAAGUUUCAAACCAUGAGAGGCGGAUGGAGAAACGGAUGGACGGAGUACGGACCCGAGCUGUUUGCGUCUCAGGUCACACUAGUGGCGAUGAAACGGACGACUAUGCGGAGAUCAUAGACGAGGAGGACACCUAUACCAUGCCUUCAAAAUACUAUGGACUAGAUCAAGCACGGGACUAUGAGAUUCAGCGAGAUCGUAUUGAGUUGGGACGCUGCAUAGGUGAGGGUCAGUUUGGAGACGUCCACCAAGGAGUCUACAUCAGCCCGGAGAACCCAGCCCUGUCUGUGGCGGUGAAGACGUGCAAGAACUCAACAUCAGACAGCGUCAGGGAAAAGUUUCUCCAAGAAGCAUUGACAAUGCGUCAGUUUGACCACCCGCACAUUGUGAAGCUGAUGGGAGUCAUCACAGAGAAUCCAGUCUGGAUCAUCAUGGAGCUCUGCACGCUUGGAGAGUUGCGGUCUUUUCUCCAGGUGAGGAAGUACAGUCUAGACUUGGCCACUCUCAUCUUGUACUCAUACCAGCUCAGCACGGCCCUGGCAUAUCUGGAGAGCAAGCGCUUUGUACACAGGGACAUCGCAGCGCGGAACGUGUUAGUGUCUACAGUCGACUGUGUGAAACUUGGGGACUUUGGUUUGUCUCGAUACAUGGAAGAUAGCUCUUAUUAUAAAGCAUCUAAAGGUAAACUGCCGAUUAAAUGGAUGGCUCCAGAAUCCAUCAACUUCAGACGAUUUACCACAGCCAGUGACGUCUGGAUGUUUGGUGUCUGUAUGUGGGAGAUCCUAAUGUUCGGCAUCAAGCCUUUCCAGGGUGUGAAGAACAACGACGUCAUCGGCAGGAUAGAGAACGGCGAGCGGCUGGCGAUGCCCCCUCAGUGCCCUCCUACUCUCUACAGCUUGAUGACAAAGUGUUGGUCGUAUGAUCCCAGCAAGAGGCCACGCUUCACUGAGCUCAAAACACAACUGAGCACUAUAUUAGAGGAGGAGAAGCUCCAGCAGAAAGAGAGGAGCAGGAUGGAGAUGAGGAGACAGGUCACUGUUUCUUGGGACUCUGGAGGGUCUGAUGAAGCGCCACCAAAACCUAGCCGUCGUCCCUCCCUGCAGCCCACCUUCAGUCUGGACUGUCUGUCUGCUCCUCCGCCCCACCAACAUUGCCAUCAAAACCAGCGCUUUGCCUCACAGCUUUCCCUCUGCCUUGGAAACCCUCAUCCUUACCUCCCCACUCCUCCACUCUACUCUUCACCCAUGCAAUUUCCCCAUCACUUUUCCUCUUUACCCAAUCCUCAAUCACCUCCUUUUCAAAACACCGAUGUCUACAAUCGCUCUUUGUCUGAGAAAAACACUAAGAUCAAGCUAGAAUCCAGCGUGUCGCUACAUGCUAACUUCUACUCUCCACCUCACAUUAGCUCAGAGAGCCAAUCCAAUGGCAGCUGCCCACACAAGACAAAUCCCCAGACUAACGGCCACCUGCUCUGUUCAUCCCAGCCAAAGUCAAACAACUCACCCUCCCAUCCCUGGCACCACUUCUCCCCACUGCUUUCCCAGUCUAGUCCUAACCUUAACUCCCUGCCCCGCAGCAUGUCAAAUAUUUGUCCCCACACCUUCCAAAACAUCCAACCCAACUCAAAUUCUAAUCUUAAAACCCUACCGGUACACAGCUUUCACCCCGGCUGCCAAGGUAAUCCCGGUGACUCUGACCCCCAGCACAAACACCCUGCUGUGAAGUCAUGUGGGAGGCCCCCGCUCGUCCCUAAUGCCCCCAUCACUCUUCCAGAGAAAGACCUCCCAGUACCCUCUGCCUGCACUCACCACCAUCCACCCAGUCGAAUGCUAAGCCUCCCUGUAACUACACCUUUCCCUGUUCCCUGCCCUGAAAGACACAUGUCCAGACCCUUGAAGCCCAGUAGACCAGGCUAUCCCAGUCCUCGCUCCAGUGAAGGUUUUUAUCCCAGUCCCCAACAUCCUGGACACUACCAGAUGGCGGGGUACCCCGGCCCUCACACCCUCCCCUCGGUGCCCAGCGCCCUGUACCCCCCACAGGCCGCCAUGCUGGACACACACCACGCACACACACACCCCCGCCAUCACGUCCACACACACUCACAGCACCUUCCCCAUCCACAUGGGCACGACAUGGCACUCUGGGGCUCUGCAAUGGAGGACAGGGCAGUAGACAUGCAGCAGUGUGUAGGCCAGCAGUGCCUGUUAAUGGAGGAACAGCUGAUGAUACAACAACAGCAGAUGGAGGAGGACCAGAGGUGGCUGGAGCAGGAGGAAAGGCUGCUGAAACCAGACUCUAGAAGUUCUAGAGGAAGUCUGGACAGAGAAGAUGGUGGACUCCAACCACCGACAGGAAACCAGCACAUAUACCAGCCCGUUGGCAAACCAGAGCAUGCAGCUCCCCCAAAGAAACCCCCUCGACCCGGGGCCCAGAGCCAAGUGGGCAGCCUGGCUGGUCUAAAUACUGGAGACAGUUACAAUGAUGGAGUCAAGCCCUGGCGGCUGCAGCCCCAAGAGAUCAGUCCGCCCCCCACCGCCAACCUGGACCGCUCCAACGACAAGGUGUACGAGAACGUGACAGGAUUGGUCAAAGCUGUGAUCGAGAUGUCGAGCAAGAUUCAACCAGCUCCUCCAGAAGAAUACGUUCCCAUGGUGAAGGAUGUGGGUCUGGCAUUGAGGACGUUAUUGGCCACAGUGGAUGAGACUCUCCCACAGCUUCCAGCCAGCACACACAGAGAGAUCGAGAUGGCACAGAAACUUCUGAACUCGGACUUGGCAGAGCUGAUUGGGAAGAUGAAGUUAGCCCAACAAUAUGUGAUGACCAGUCUCCAGCAGGACUAUAAGAAGCAGAUGUUGACAGCAGCUCACGCUCUCGCAGUCGAUGCCAAGAACCUGCUGGACGUCAUCGACCAAUCACGGCUCAAGAUGAUGUCCCAGUCCCGCCCACACUAGCCCCACGACAGCUGAGCUGACCAACAGGAAACUGGCCUAUUACCUGAGCGACAUCAUCCCUCAGUGGUGAGAGUUAUCGGCGCGGAAAACAACAGCAGCAGCUCUGAUGCUUUGACAAACAGUCCGUGAAGAAUCCUUAGAUGUUGAAUCCUCGAUGUGUUCGCUGAGCUCGACUCUCCACCACUGUGACUUUCGUAACACAAGAACAGAGCAAAAACACUUCCUGAAUCAGGGACUCGGCAGCUUCACUCUCUUUGGACUGUAAUAUAAUGACAAGAGGAGGAGAAAUUCAUUUUAAACUAUGGGUCUGGACCUGAGAUGAUCCUGAUUCCUGGGGUUUAAAAAGGUUUAAAACACUAUCAUGGGAGAGAUUGGAUCUGGAACUGGAUUAGCGAGGAUAACACUCUAAAGCAAAGCCAUCAGAACCUGAUCGGACUGCAACAUAUCUGCAUGAAACUUCACCACGGCUCAGACGUCAGCCAGCAGCCAUUAUUACUACAUUUGUUGAUAUCAUGUGUUGUGACCCCUGGAUGUGACAUUUCUCCUCGGUUUGAAAUACCUCCACAUCACUCUGGAUUCUUUAAGAGGGCAGAUCAAACCACAUGUUCUCUAUUCAGCUCUGUGGUGCUUUGAGUGGAUGCUUCAACAGUAGACAGCCUCCCACCCUCCUGUUUCUCUCAUCCAUUCAUCCCCGUCUCCCUCCGUCUCACCAGGUUUUAUUUAUAGACUCAGAAAUUGGAGGAGGAGGUGGAGGGAGAGGGAGAGCAGGUCGUCUUUCCUCGUGUUUUUCACUCACUUUUUCCUUUUGUUCUCACAGUUCGUCUCGUUCGUGAAGUCUUCCUCAGCUCCUCUCUGAGCCGCUUUUAAACGACUCCAAAUGUGAAGAAUCCAACUCUGCCACAGGCAGGAAACUCCCCAACUCGCACUCAGUUUAGUUUUAUUUCUUUUUAUCGGCUGGCUCCAUGUUUUUUGUGUCAUUUCAGCAGAAUCUUCUUCCUCUUUACUGACAACUGCUUGUAACGUUCAAGCAGAUAUUCAAUCCCAGCAUUGACUCUGAGGAGCAAAAAACUGAAAAAAGAAAAAGAUUUUGAGGCUACAGACUUGUGACUGGAUGCUUCCUGUUUGUCCCAGAGGGAGAACUGUGAGGACAGUGUCUCCUCUCCUGUCUUUCUCCACACCUUCAGUCCCAAAAUCAUUCAGUUGUUCCUGGUGUUACGCCUUCAACUGUCCCCUCACCCACUGGUGUCACAAAGUGAAUUUACUGGGGACACAAACAAACCUCACAACUGGAACCUCUGUGCUUUGAAUCCCGGUUUCUGUCAGGUGUAACUCUUUAAAUAUUCCCCUCCUUACAACACACACACACACACACACACACAAAAUGUGGAGCCACAUGACUGGAACUUGUCUUGCAGACACAGAACACUGAACUGAAAAUACAGCAGAUCACACGUGUCUUUGUUAAUAGUGACCCCACAUGGAGUAUGACAUACUGCUAUAUGAAAUAUACUGGUGACUGUACUAGUAUA